Messenger RNA from Portunus trituberculatus (swimming crab), 1569 nucleotides. RefSeq names its product potassium channel subfamily K member 15-like. The record is from RefSeq and is a predicted model, not a curated record. Gene Ontology annotation, molecular function: potassium ion leak channel activity. Gene Ontology annotation, biological process: potassium ion transmembrane transport; stabilization of membrane potential. Gene Ontology annotation, cellular component: membrane. NCBI's taxonomy places the organism in Eukaryota, Metazoa, Arthropoda, Malacostraca, Decapoda, Portunidae.
GCAGUGUAAAGUAGUACAGCUCAGCUCAGCUCAGCUCAGUGACACAGUGACACACAGUGACAGCAGUGGCAGGACAGUGUUGCCAGCACAGCAUAACACAGCAUAGUGUUGGCCCUGUGUGCAGUACGCCGCGCCCUGACGCCAAGCUCCACCCCGCCCACCCGCCCACCCAACCUUGCGCUGCCACGCCCUCGCCCGGCCACACGCCCGGCCCGUCACGUCCCGUCCCACGCCGGGCCGGAUCUGAGCGGCGGGCGGUAAGAGGCGGUGAGAGGCGCCCUGGCAUGGGCCCUGCCGGCGGGCGCGAGGCGCGGCCCCCGUGGCUCCCCAGCAGGCAGUGAGCGGCGCGGUAUGGACGGCCACCACCACGCCCGCGGGGGCGGGGAGCUGCCGCCCCUGCAGUAUCCUGGGCGGGCGGCGCGGCAGCUGGGGCGGUGCGCGGCGUGCUGGUCGCGCGUGGCGGCGGCGCUGUGCAGCAACGCGGGCGUGUGUCUACUGGUGGUGCUGUACACCGUGGCGGGGGCCUUCCUGUUCGCCACCAUUGAGGGCGGGCAGGUGGCGCUGCAGGUGACGCCCACGCCCGAGGCGCCGCGGGACGCUGCCGUGAUGGAGUCGCUGCGGCAGCACGCACGCGGCCUGCGCCAUGAGACGGUGGAGCACCUGUGGACCAUCACGGAGAGCCUCAACAUCCUGUACCGCGACAACUGGACCAGAGUGGCGGAGCAGGAGCUGCUCAAGUUCAGCGAGAAGCUGCUCACACGCCUGCACGAGGGCGCCGCGCCAGCCCACCCAGCCACGGCACCCGCCACGGCACACACCUCAGCCUACCAGUGGACCUUCGCCGGCUCCUUCCUCUACUCCCUCACCGUCAUCACCACCAUCGGGUACGGUUCGGUGGCCCCGCAGACUGCCCUGGGCCGCGUGGUGACCAUCAUAUACGCACUGCUUGGGAUUCCGCUCAUGCUGCUCUACCUGUCCUCUGUUGGUGACCUUCUGUCCCGGGCCCUGAAGUGGGUGUGGUGGAGGAUGUGCAGGUGCCGCCGCCGUCGCCGCCGGCGCCCACCCACCGCCCGUCCCAACACUCACACGCCCACGCCAUACACCAACGUGGACGCGCCCACCAAGCGGAAGUGGGGCAGUGACGGUGGCGGCAGUGACGGCGAAGGUGGUGAUGGUGGUGAGGGCGGCGAGGGCGGCGCAGUGCCGGUGACGCUGUGCCUGGUGCUGAUGGUGACGUACAUCUGUGGCGGCGCGGCGGUGUUCGCGCACGUGCACCGCUGGUCCUUCCUGCACGCCGUGUACUUCUGCUUCUCAUCGCUCACCACCAUCGGCUUCGGGGACCUGGCGCCCGCCGUCACACCCGCGGGCUCCACGGGCGUGCAGGUGGCGCUGCUGGGCGCCGCGCUGUACCUGCUGGUGGGCAUGGCGCUUAUCGCCACCUGCUUCAACCUCAUGCAGGAACAGAUGACCAGCCGCGGCUACGGCCUGGGGCGCCGCAUGGCCUCCCUCAUGGGCACCCCUGGCCCCGGAGGCGGCGCCCCGCACCGCUUCCACCUGGACGACACCUGA